Molecule: messenger RNA, 2676 nt
Organism: Ambispora leptoticha
Lineage: Eukaryota; Fungi; Glomeromycota; Glomeromycetes; Archaeosporales; Ambisporaceae
Source: the annotation of a GenBank genome assembly
AUGCCAUAUUAUCGAUUAAAGGAUCUGAUAAAGGCCAUACGUGCUUGCAAAACAGCGGCUGACGAACGAGCCGUUAUACAAAAAGAAUCAGCUGCCAUUCGUACCAGUUUCAAGGAAGAAAAUAACGAUGCGCGACAUGCCAACGUAGCAAAACUUCUUUACAUACAUAUGUUGGGGUAUCCGGCGCAUUUUGGGCAAAUUGAGUGUUUGAAACUGGUUGCAUCGAAUCGAUUUGCCGAUAAACGACUGGGAUAUUUGGGAAUUAUGCUUCUUUUAGAUGAAAAUCAAGAGGUUUUGACGUUGGUGACUAAUUCGUUAAAAAACGAUAUGAAUCAUUCAAAUAUGUAUAUCGUGGGAUUGGCACUGUGUACUUUGGGUAACAUUUCAUCUCCUGAAAUGGCACGUGAUUUAUGCGCAGAGGUGGAAAAGUUACUUGGCAGCACGAACACAUACAUCCGUAAAAAGGCAGCUUUAUGUGCUAUGCGCAUCAUCAGAAAAGUUCCUGAACUUCAAGAGAAUUUCUUGAGUCGUGCAAAGUCUCUAUUGAAUGAUAGAAAUCACGGUGUCCUGCUCACGGGUACGACUUUUAUUACGGAAUUAUGUCAUCAGAGUCCUGAGGCUUUACAGACCUUCCGUAAAGCUGUUCCUUUACUAGUUCGACACUUGAAGUCUUUAGUGACUUCAGGAUAUUCACCGGAACAUGAUGUGACCGGUGUGACAGAUCCCUUUCUUCAAGUCAAGAUAUUAAGACUUUUACGAAUUUUAGGGAAGGGAGAUUCAGAAGCCAGUGAAGCAAUGAAUGAUAUUCUUGCUCAGGUUGCAACAAGCACCGAAUCAUCCAAAAAUGUGGGGAACUCUAUCUUGUAUGAAACAGUACAAACCGUCAUGGAGAUACAGUCAGAAACCGGGUUACGUGUAUUAGCAAUCAACAUUCUCGGCAAAUUUCUCACAAAUCGAGAUAACAACAUCAGAUAUGUUGCACUCACAACCUUGAAUAAGACAGUGUCCGUUAACGCUACUCCGGUACAACGACACCGUAAUAUUAUCCUAGACUGUUUGCGAGACGGCGAUAUUUCAAUUAGAAGACGGGCACUAGAACUCGCGUUCGCAUUAAUUAAUGAGUCAAAUGUUCGUGUGAUGACUAGAGAAUUGUUGGCAUUUUUGGAGGUGGCUGAUAAUGAAUUCAAGCAAGGAAUGACUACGAAAAUAUGUUUGGCUGCUGACCGAUUUGCACCUAAUAAGCGAUGGCACAUCGACACAGUGUUACGUGUGUUGAAAUUGGCUGGAAAUUAUGUACGCGAAGAAAUAUUAUCAAAUUUCAUUCGAUUAGUAGUGCUGACUACCGAGUUAAAUGCAUACACAGUGCAAAAGCUAUAUUCUGCUUUAAAGGCUGAUAUUUCUCAGGAAUCACUUACUCUGGCGGGGAUAUGGGUAAUAGGCGAAUAUGGUGAUGUUUUGUUGAAAGGCGGUAGUUUCGAGGAAGAAGAAAUUGUGAGAGAGGUAACCGAAUCUGAGGUCGUUGAUCUAAUGGAAUCGAUCUUGGCCGGACCCUACGCAAAUCAAGUGACGCGCGAAUUCGUGCUCACCGCUCUUAUGAAAUUAACAGGACGGUUCACGAAUUCAGUAGUAAUACAGCGUAUACAGGCCAUCCUCGAGAAAUUCAGCACGAGCAUCGAAGUUGAGAUACAGCAACGCGCAGUCGAGUAUAGUAAUCUGUUCAAGUUUGAGUCUAUUCGACCGGCUAUUCUCGAGAGGAUGCCGGCACCGGAAAUUAAAGACGAGACGAAUACGAAUCGUCCAACCGACGAUGUUGCUGCUACCGGGAGUGUUAGAACUAACGACGCUGGAAGCCUUUUGGAUCUGGUUGGUGAUGGUCCAUCAAAUUCAGGAAAGGCUGUCGAAGCUAAAAAAACUGUCGAUAUAUUAGAGGAUAUUUUUGGCAAUGUUGCUCCUACUACUACACAAGCAAAUACUGCGUCUACCAUAUCUUCUAAAAAAGAUGAUAUAAUGAGCUUAUUUGAUAUACCAAACAGCAAAACUACUGCUGCCGCGGGUAAUAAAGCUACAACAGUCCUAGGCGCCGAGCCAGUUAAUCCCACGAAUAGUCUUGGGCUUUUGGACUUAGGACUAAGUAGCACCACUACCACCACAACCGCGCCAAUACCGCCACAAUCAAAUUUGUUUCCUCAACCUCUUCCUGCACAAAGACCGGCAACAUCCGGUAGCACCACUACCACAGCCACGCCAAUACCGACACAAUCAAAUUUGUCGCCUCAAUCUCUUCCUGCACAAAGACCGGCAACAUCCGGUCUUGAUUUCGCUUUACAAACGCCUGCUGCACAAAGUUACACUGCUUAUGAUAAAGACGGCUUUAAGAUUACGCUUGAUCCCUCAAGAGACGCGAAUAGCCCUAACGUUCUUAAUAUUAUGGUGACCUUCCAUAAUGUCGCGGUUGGUAGCCAAGUACAAAACUUAUUGUUCCAAGCUGCGGUUCACAAGAGUCAAAAAUUACAAAUGCAAACUCCUUCAUCAACAAAUAUUGCACCUGGUUCAACUGCCACGCAGCUUAUUCGAACAAAUGUUCGAUUAAGACUUCGAAUAGUCUAUGAAACGUCAGCUGACACAAAAAUAGAUGAGAUUACCGAGUUUAAUGGAUUUCCAGAGGAGGUUUGGUAA